Molecule: messenger RNA, 2289 nt
Organism: Daktulosphaira vitifoliae (grape phylloxera)
Lineage: Eukaryota; Metazoa; Arthropoda; Insecta; Hemiptera; Phylloxeridae
Exons: 3
Coding region: 450-1973 (507 amino acids)
Source: RefSeq, a predicted model, not a curated record
AUUUGUUGUGACUGAUAGCGCCACUCGCGCUGCCACUACCGGUUGUGCGAGGGAUUCGUCAUUACGUUGGAUACUCACGUACGUGAUUUCUUGUGUCUCGCCGAGUUCUUAUCGGUCCGCUUUCUGUGAUUUUGAGUCUUUCGCCACCAUCCUAACUCGUUUUGUUUAUAGUUUUUUAGGUGCUUGCGAGCUCGUAAUUGUUAAAGACGCUUAUAUAUCGCCCUUGCGAUUGUCGCACCAUUGUGCGUUAUUGUUCAUCGCCCUUGCGAUACGCGCACUGAGAAUUAAAUUCGCACACCUUGAAGUGCUAUUCGCGCCAAAGUACGUUCUGACUGGUACAAUUGUCAUGCCAACAACUUUAUUCGCAUUUCAUUCACAUCGAACCAGUCAUCAUCAUCAGUAUCGUAUAAAUAGUUUAUCAUAUUUGUAAACAAUCUGGAUGGAAAACAAUGGAAUAUUUGCAAUUUCAACAAUUUGGUUGUACAAUUAACACCUCCUGUAUAACUAAAGACUCUGUCAAUGAAGAUAAUUAUUUAGAAAAAAUUUCAUGCAUAACUCAUCUACUAAAUUGUGAAUACACUAUUGUAAUGGAAAAAUUUAAUGUUAUGUUAGGCGUGAUUUUAGAUAAAUGCCAAGAGGAAAAAUAUAACCAUCAAAUAGACCAAUUUGGACAUUGUCUAAAUCGGAUACUUGACAUUGUUAAAAGCUCAAUAACUACGUUUUCAAAAAUGUUAGAUGCGGCAAUAUACAUUAACCAAAUAGAUUUAAGAAUAAUAAACUCUUCUUUAAUCAAUCCAAAAUGUAUUGAAAAUGAAAUUGAAUUGUUUUACAAUAAUGCAGCUUAUAUAGCUCAGGAAUAUUUUGACAGUACUAUCACACCAAAAAAACAUUACAUUUUCGAUUUUUUCGAACAAAUGAUUACAUUUCACAAGAAAGCAGAAAACAUUAUACUUUACCUGUAUACAAAUAGAAAAGUUUGUGGUCCCGAUCAUAAAAGCAAUAUUCCAACUGAUUUAAUAACAGUAUUCAAUAUAAAUCAAAUGAAUAAAUCAGUAAAUAACUCCAAUGAUUAUAUCAAUAAUAUUUAUAAUGAAGUCAGUUCUUACAUGGCUCAAGUAAUUGAAAAUAAUUUUUCAAAUCUUGGCUUUGAACAACUGAUUGGAACUAAUUAUUUCAAGUUUAUACAUUGUAUAAGUGAUGUGUAUAACAUAAAUGGUGGCAUAAAAUUAAUUGAAAAUUUAUUAUCUCAUGAUGGUUGGAAACUUUGGAAGAAUGUAGCUGUGAAAAAUAUCUUGAGUAAUUGGAAUAUAAUAAGUAUUGAUGAUUUAAUUGUUCCGAUUGAUAAAGUUAAUUAUAAUUUCAUACGUACUUCUAUUACAAACAUUGUAAGAUGUCGCUAUAUUGAUAUAUUUCAGUAUUUUAUUAAUAUGUUGGAUGGUAUUAAUAAAGUUUGUGUAUAUGAAAAUAAAAAUAGCUGUGCAACUUCAAUUUUCGAUACUAUGGUAAAAUCUGAUGAAAUGUUUAAAAAUAUGUUAUUUGCUUUAACGACACUGAGACAUACGAUACAGAGUAAAGCAAAACGAAAUACCGUAUCACGUAUAGAGUUGCAAAUAGAAUUUUGUAGAAAUUUUAUAUAUGACAUGAGAAGAAUGUAUCAAUCUUCAAGUGUAUUCGUAAACCAAGAAUAUUAUGACUCAACAGAAUUUCUCAAUAACAUAAUAACUUUACCACAGACAGUUUUAUCAAUUAAAAAUGCUAAGACAAAUGUUUUUUAUUCAAAGUACUGUGAAAUUGACGAGAAAUCUGAUUUGAAGAAUUUAAUGAUAGAGUUUAAAAACUUAAUUAAUGUUAAUAAUAUAACGGAGUACACUAAUAUUCAUAAAACCAUGUAUGAGUUUUUUAAUGUGUUUAUUGAGAAGAUUAACAAAGAAAAUUAUGAGAAUUUAGGUUUUAAUGAAAUAACUAAAAUAUAAAUUUUUUUUUUUUUAAUUAUAUAAAACAGACAUUUACUUAUUUGUUACAAUUUAAAAUAUACGAAUUUAACUAAGUAUUAUUUUAUAAUUGACUUUAAUGUAUUGGAAAACCAUAAAACUCGUUAAAUAACUGGAUUAUUCAAAGGUGUUGAAAACAUAUUUUCCAUAGAAAACACAUUCUCAUAAAUAAAAUUAGUUUUUUUUUAAUUCCGGUAAUACAAAAAGUUAAAGAGUAUGGGAAAUUUUAGAAUCGAAACAACAUAUUUUUAGUAUUUAAGAAAGUUUUGUUAUUUUACUAUUAUAACAAUAAACAUAA